AUGCUGGCCCUUGGAGGGUCAAUGCAGCCGCAUAUGGGAUGGUGCAAGUCGCUGCUGACGGCGGUUUCCAUGUUCGCUGUCCUGGUUCAGGUCGACCAGCGCCUAGCUGCUGCGUCCGUUUUCCUAGUCUCCUUUUCCUCCGCACUGCUGGCACGCGCAGGGCCGGCCUUCUUGCUUGCCGCAGCGGCGUCUUGGAUGACGCUGCUCAACGCCCGGCGGCGCGUCUGUGCGCCCAGCCCCGAGUUUUUGGAGUUCCAGUACCAGGGCUACCAGGGCUACCACCAGCGCAGCGAGGUGCGUUUUGACGAUGCUACGGCCUUGGGCGGAAAAGGAAGCGGAAACCGCUUCUUCGCCUGCCACCCUCACGGCAUUCUCUCCGUGGGGUUUUGCUCAAACGUUGUCUGGGGCCGCAAGUUUCAUGAGGUGGUGGGUCACUGCAAUUAUCUCAUCGAUCCGACCUUGCGGAACAAGGGCUUGCUGGCCAAGUUCUUCUUGGAUGCCUUCGAGGGACCGCAUGGAGCCAUUCGCGACACUCGAGCAGCGACGAUCCAGGAGCUCAUGGAGAAGGGCGAGUCGAUCUCCAUGACUCCCGGUGCCUACCAAGAGGCGACCUGCUUUUCUCAUGGCUUGGAGAGAGUGGCGCUCAGACAGCGGAAAGGCUUUGUGAAGUACUGCCUCCGCUACGGCUACAGAUUACAUCCGGUGUAUACCUUCGGAGAGAGCGAGACGUACUUCACGCUGGGUGGCUUCGAGAAGCUCCGGCUUUGGCUGAACGGCAAAGGGAUUCCCACCGUUUGCUUCUGGGGCUUGCCGUGGUGCCCCUUGCUUCCGCGCCGGCACUUAAAGCUGCUGACCUUCGUGGGCCCGGCCUUGGAGCUUCCGAAGCUGCCGGAGCCCACGACCGAGCAGGUGGACGAGUGGCACCAGAAGUAUGUGGAAGCCUUGAGGGAACUCUUCGACAGACACAAGGCUGAGGCAGGGAAGCCUUCGGCCGUGCUGGAGAUACUGUAG
This is a messenger RNA of Symbiodinium sp. CCMP2456, 1011 nucleotides long. The record is from the annotation of a GenBank genome assembly. Lineage: Eukaryota; Dinophyceae; Suessiales; Symbiodiniaceae.